AUGCUGUUUGAAACGUCUCACAAGCUGUUGGCCCUUGGUGGUAUAAGUGGCAUCAGUGCCCACAUACUGAUCUAUCGUCAUGGCGAAUGGGACCUGCAUGCUCCGGCUAUAUUUGUGUCCUACGCCUCCAUACUGCUGAGCGCGGUGAUUUUGGAGCAUGCUGCAGCCUGGACUGGUGCCCCAUACUCUAUUCCUCUUGUCAACACAGUCCUUUGGCAUAUCGCGGGGAUUUAUAUUAGUAUGCUCAUUUAUCGAGGGUUCUUCCACCGUCUCUCUGAGUUCCCCGGCCCGUUUUUCGCCCGACUGUCAAAUUUCUAUGUGACUGCUCUUUCGGCGAAGAAGCUGCAAUUAUACAAUGAAGUACAGAAGCUGCAUCGACAGUAUGGGGAUUACAUUCGCAUCGGCCCGACUGAAAUAUCUAUUGUUGAUCCAAUGGCUGUAACGGUUUUGCACGGGGUUGGCACCAAAGUCCACAAAGGGCCUUGGUAUACGGUAUUAGAACCGCGAAUAAGCCUCCAAAUGGACAGGAACAAAAAGUCCCAUUCCCAGAAUAGGAAGAUUUGGGAUCAAGGCUUCAGCUCUCAAGCUCUUCGUUGCUAUGAGCCACGAGUUAAGAAAUAUACCAGUCAGCUCAUGGAUGCGAUCGACAAGAGAAUCGGGACCCCCAUCAACAUGGCAACUUGGUUCAAUUAUUUGAGCUUUGAUGUCAUGGGGGAUAUGGCGUUCGGAAAAUCUUUCGAUAUGCUCAGCACUGGGCAGGAGGCCUAUCUGCUGAAACAGGUGCACACUGAUAUGAAAACGAUUGGUCUUUUUAGCCAUUUGACAUGGUUAUUUCCCUUUUUCAAAAGAACACCAGGGAUUAACGCGGAUUACCUCAAACAAUGGAAUUGGAUCGAUUCUCAAGUCCAAGAAAGGUCAAAGAAUCGCCCAGAACUACCAGACGUAUUUUCGUGGAUCUUGGAUGCAUAUGAGAAGACUGAAAAAACCAAGCAGAAUUACCUGAACCUCCAGGGCGAGGCAUAUCUUAUUGUUGUUGCAGGAAGUGACACAACCGGCUUUGCAUUGAGCAAUGUUUUGUUCUAUCUUGUCAGGGACCAGUCGCGUUAUAAGGCGCUUCAGGAGGAACUAAAAGAUUUCCAGUCGGAGCUGUCUUACGACAAACUAGCAACCUUCAGCCUCCUCAAUGCUGUCAUAAAUGAAACACUUCGUCUGCAUCCAGCUGUACCAUCUGGCGUCCAACGCACGACUCCCCCCGAAGGUAUCAUGAUCGGCGAGAAAUGUAUUCCUGGGAACACGAUGGUCAGCAUACCGAUGCAUUCUUUAUUCAGAGACGCGCGACUCUUCCCUCGACCUGACGAGUUUAUACCUGAGAGAUGGACUACACAGCCUGAGCUCGUGAAGGAUCCAUCUAUAUUUGUACCAUUUAGUACUGGAGCAUAUUCAUGUGUUGGAAAGCAGCUUGCUCUAAUGGAGCUUCGUCGAGUCACGGCAGAGAUCGUCACUCGUUAUAACGUGACCUUCGCACCGAAUCAGACGGAGGAUCUCUAUCUAAAUGGAGAACAAGAUACAUUUACCGCGGUUGCUGCUCCCCUGGAGGUGAUAAUGACGAAGCGGUAA
This is a messenger RNA of Aspergillus affinis, 1617 nucleotides long. RefSeq names its product cytochrome P450. Gene Ontology annotation, molecular function: iron ion binding; oxidoreductase activity, acting on paired donors, with incorporation or reduction of molecular oxygen; heme binding. The transcript has 7 exons. Lineage: Eukaryota; Fungi; Ascomycota; Eurotiomycetes; Eurotiales; Aspergillaceae. The record is from RefSeq and is a predicted model, not a curated record. Bases 1 to 1617 code for a protein of 538 amino acids.